AUGUGGAAUAGUAGAAUUUACUUUUGUUUAUGCUAUAAUAGCUUUAAUAAGAACUUUGUUAUCUUUUAUAUCAACCGAAAAUUUUUUUAUUUAUAUAAGUAA
Messenger RNA from Haemonchus placei, 102 nucleotides. NCBI's taxonomy places the organism in Eukaryota, Metazoa, Nematoda, Chromadorea, Rhabditida, Trichostrongylidae. The record is from the annotation of a GenBank genome assembly.